AAUUCGUUUACGCUCAGUAACCACACUUGUAACCUGGCACGAUCUCGGUAUUGUUUUAAUAUCAUGAGAUCUGUGGAGAUAUGACUGAGAAACUUAUUUUGUAAAUAGUUUUUAAUAUUAUUUGUAGUUGUUUUGUCAAUUUUUCACUGUAUGUACAUUUAUCAUUAAAUGACUGUGCGUGUUGUUUUAGUCAAUGACCUUGAACACUUUUUCCGUUGUGAUACUACAUAGCGUGACACACUUUUGGUUGUUCGCAAAUACACUAUUACACACACACGCUGCUUGUUCUAUUCUCACGCGUUAUCAAGCUUAUCGCAUUCUAAAUCAAAUAUUAUCCACAUUUUAGACUGUUGUGCCAUAUCUACUACACCCUACGUCAAAGAAACUUACUGGAGUUAUAUUUACCUCAUUGGAAUUAUUACUCAUUUAUAAUUGUGGAUUUUUGGGACCAAAACUCAACGGAACACGCAACAACUAGCUGAUUUAAGUAACGUCCCUGAACUUUUAUUUUGUGUUGCUAAUUUAUAAAUUGUUAUUGUUACAUUAACUUUUGGACGUAAUAACUUUAUCGCUAAUUUUUGGUUAUUAUACUUUUUGGUCCACCACAAUUAUUUGGUGAACCUCGAUUUUUUUUAUAGACAUCUAAUAUAUAUAUCUACAUAUUUUUUUUAAUUAUUAUUAUUAAUUGGCACGACACCAUUUUUUGUUUUUGACAUUAUGAACUCUCCUAAUAAACUUAUCGAUAUAGAUAGCCCAUCAACCAACCCCUUUCAUUCAUCACAGCCAGAAGAUAAUGUUUUAAACUCGAUCAACGCUAUUUCUGAACUAAGAUUACCAACAUACGGUGUCAACAACCCUAGAAUUUGGUUUGCUCAAGUUGAGGCACUAUUUUUGGCGGGGGUAUACGUUCGCAGGCGACUAAAUAUGCCCACGUCGUCGGUGCACUACCUAUAGAAGUAGCAACGGAAGUUGGUGACCUAAUUGACAACGUACCGGAAACUGACCCUUAUGACAAGAUAAAAGCUGCAGUAAUCCAACGCACAUCGCUGUCAGACGAAAAACGUUUACAACAACUGCUUACCUCGUGCGAGCUAAGGGAUAAGAGACCUUCACAGUUACUCCGACACAUGCGACAGCCAGCCGGCCCAUACAAAUUAGACGAGACGCUGCUUAAGCAAAUGUGGUUACAAAGGUUACCACAUAAUGUUAGACAAAUUCUCAGUAUUUCAGGAACUUCUGUCACUCUCGACGACUUAGUUGAUAUGGCUGAUAAGAUGAUGGAAAUAUAUCCCGAUAGUCGGGGAAUUAACGCGGUACAAUCCUCUAGUAGAGACGCUAUGAACCCCCCUCUUGACAUCCAACAACAAAUAACACAGUUAACACAGCAGCUAGCAUCACUGCAGGCGACUAUUUCCACCAUCCAUUCUCGACCCCCCAGAUCUACAUCCAGAAGGAGAUCAGUAUCCAGACAUCGUCUUAGGUCACCUAAGCGGGCAGCCGGAAUUUGUUGGUAUCAUUCGAAUUAUGGUGAGAAAGCACGUCGUUGCACAAAACCGUGCAACUUCACGACAAACAAGCCAGACCAUCAGGGAAACGAAGUGGCCAGACAGUAAUGGCGGCAGCUGUUACUGGCCAACAUGUUAGCCGCCUCUUCCACAUCAGGGAUCGUAUUUCUGGCUCAGACUUUUUAGCCGAUACUGGAGCAGAAAUCAGCAUCAUCCCACUCCAUCUCUCACGCAGACAACUUACGACAAGCACUAAAUUGUCCUUAGUAGCGGCUAAUGAAUCAAUUAUCAAAACGUACGGUGAGCAAUCACUUAUAUUAGACCUCGGACUCCGCAGAAGAUUUACAUGGGUUUUCAUAGUUGCUCAUGUCAAACGACCCAUCCUCGGAGCCGACUUCCUUAGUGCGUACAACUUGUUAGUAGAUAUGACUAAGAAGAGAUUGAUCGAUGCAAAUACACGUUUACAGGUAGAUGGUACACCUUCCAACGACUGUUAAAUCCAUGGUGUGCGAAUAAUGAAGCCUGUGAACAACGUUUUCAAUGACAUUCUGUCAGAAUACGAAUGCAUCACGAAAUCAGAUUAUCAAAAGGAAUGUAAUUCACAUCAGGUGCAACACCACAUCAUUACCACCGGCCCACCUAUUAGCGCCAGGGCGAGGAGACUACCGCCAAGCAAGUUGCAAGUAGCUAAAAUAGAAUUCGAACAUAUGAUGCAACUUGGUAUUAUCAGACCAUCCAACAGCCCUUGGGCCUCGCCGUUACACAUGGUACUAAAGAAGGACCCAGAUUGGCGUCCGUGUGGUGACUAUCGACGAUUAAACAAUCAAACCAUUCCCGACAAGUACCCAAUUCCGCAUAUACAUGAUUUUUCAUUAAACCUACACGGUAAAUGCAUUUUUUCGAAGCUCGACCUAGUGCGAGCAUAUCACCAAAUUCCAAUGGCACCGGAAGACAUUGAGAAAACAGCCAUAAUAACACCUUUUGGUUUGUUUGAGUUUCUAAGGAUGCCAUUCGGACUAAAAAACCCUGCGCAGACAUUCCAACGCUUCAUCAAUAACGUAACAAGAGUCCUUGAUUUCGUGUUUGCCUACAUCGAUGACGUUCUGAUUGCAAGCUCAUCUUUAGGAGAGCAUAUCCAACAUAUCCAGAUCCUUUUUGAUCGUUUUAAAAAACAUGGCGUCGUCAUCAAUCCUUCGAGAUGCAACGACGUGCUUUCUCACCAUAAUUCGAAUGAUACCAACAAAUUCCGGCUGCCCGCUUAGGUGACCUAAGACGAUGUCUGGAUACUGAUCUCCUUCUGGAUGUAGAUCUGGGGGGUCGAGAAUGGAUGGUGGAAAUAGUCGCCUGCAGUGAUGCUAGCUGCUGUGUUAACUGUGUUAUUUGUUGUUGGAUGUCAAGAGGGGGUUCAUAGCGUCUCUACUAGAGGAUUGUACCGCGUUAAUUCCCCGACUAUCGGGAUAUAUUUCCAUCAUCUUAUCAGCCAUAUCAACUAAGUCGUCGAGAGUGACAGAAGUUCCUGAAAUACUGAGAAUUUGUCUAACAUUAUGUGGUAACCUUUGUAACCACAUUUGCUUAAGCAGCGUCUCGUCUAAUUUGUAUGGGCCGGCUGGCUGUCGCAUGUGUCGGAGUAACUGUGAAGGUCUCUUAUCCCUUAGCUCGCACGAGGUAAGCAGUUGUUGUAAACGUUUUUCGUCUGACAGCGAUGUGCGUUGGAUUACUGCAGCUUUUAUCUUGUCAUAAGGGUCAGUUUCCGGUACGUUGUCAAUUAGGUCACCAACUUCCGUUGCUACUUCUAUAGGUAGUGCACCGACGACGUGGGCAUAUUUAGUCGCCUGCGAACGUAUACCCCCGCCAAAAAUAGUGCCUCAACUUGAGCAAACCAAAUUCUAGGGUUGUUGACACCGUAUGUUGGUAAUCUUAGUUCAGAAAUAGCGUUGAUCGAGUUUAAAACAUUAUCUUCUGGCUGUGAUGAAUGAAAGGGGUUGGUUGAUGGGCUAUCUAUAUCGAUAAGUUUAUUAGGAGAGUUCAUAAUGUCAAAAACAAAAAAUGGUGUCGUGCCAAUUAAUAAUAAUAAUUAAAAAAAAUAUGUAGAUAUAUAUAUUAGAUGUCUAUAAAAAAAUCGAGGUUCACCAAAUAAUUGUGGUGGACCAAAAAGUAUAAUAACCAAAAAUUAGCGAUAAAGUUAUUACGUCCAAAAGUUAAUGUAACAAUAACAAUUUAUAAAUUAGCAACACAAAAUAAAAGUUCAGGGACGUUACUUAAAUCAGCUAGUUGUUGCGUGUUCCGUUGAGUUUUGGUCCCAAAAAUCCACAAUUAUAAAUGAGUAAUAAUUCCAAUGAGGUAAAUAUAACUCCAGUAAGUUUCUUUGACGUAGGGUGUAGUAGAUAUGGCACAACAGUCUAAAAUGUGGAUAAUAUUUGAUUUAGAAUGCGAUAAGCUUGAUAACGCGUGAGAAUAGAACAAGCAGCGUGUGUGUGUAAUAGUGUAUUUGCGAACAACCAAAAGUGUGUCACGCUAUGUAGUAUCACAACGGAAAAAGUGUUCAAGGUCAUUGACUAAAACAACACGCACAGUCAUUUAAUGAUAAAUGUACAUACAGUGAAAAAUUGACAAAACAACUACAAAUAAUAUUAAAAACUAUUUACAAAAUAAGUUUCUCAGUCGUAUCUCCACAGGUCGCCCACAAAUACAUCUCGACUACAACUAUCAACUGCCUUCUAAUAUUUGGCUUACGAGGAAUCUCAUUGGUUAACUGUCACGUAGCCUUCCUGUAGUGGUGACCAUAGUCAACCGCGACUCGACGCCACACUACAACCUGGUGUUAUCUGUUGCUCAGUGAAAUUACAAAUUAUGGACAACCCUGAGCGAUAUCAAGUUGCAUAUGGCGAGUAAUAGUUUAAUCAAUAGGAAUGUGAAUGAAAUAGGAAGUUGAUUUUUUCCCAACCGUGUGUGACACGUAUCCAUAUCUUAAGAUGGAUUAUGUAUGUCCAUUCAGAAACUCAUUUAAUUCUUGUUGUUAAAUACAACUCAGUUUAGUUUAUACAAAUCUGAUUGUUAAUCCAACGAAAUAAAUUACAUAAAAUAUGAUGUGUUCUCAAAUCAUUUCGAUUAAUUUUGGAAAUCGAGCAAAUCCUUAUAACAGUCUUUUGUUUUACAUUUCGCGGCUUUUCCUCUGUGUUCAAGUUGCCGUGUAGAUUCAGCCUAGGGUUAUUGGCAGUGGCUAGCAAAUUGAGUCGAACUUUAUCCAAGUCGACAAUGAGAAACUUCAAUCGCUUAAUAGUUUAUAAUAGAUUUGUGAAUUAGUGUGGGAAAUUAGAAUCAGGAGUUAAGGUUAUGAAUCAAAGUUAGGGUUAUCACUACAAACUGCUAUUAAAUAUGAUGCUUGAAUACUAAUUAGUCACAUGUAUGAGUGAAAGUCUAAAGGAUGCUGUCUUAAAUCUAAAGAUGCCAGAAGUAUUUGGAGAUCGAAAAUGCCUUAACCAGUAGCACCUCUUAUAAUCGAAAUAUGCCAACCCAAUUAAACCAAAAGUCAGAAGUGAAGAGGUUCGAAGAUAUUUUUGAUAGGCCAUCGAUAUAUAAAGAAAUAAUCAAUCUAAGCUGGUAAGCUGUUGUAGGAAAUGUGACGCAUGGCGUAACCACCCGUGAUCUGGUGCGGAAGCGUGACCGAGUGCUUUCACAUAGGUGGGUCCAUUAAGACUGAUGCGGCCGGCAUCAAAUGUCGAAGACUUACAACGCUAUUGGUUUUUGGGAUUCGUUUACCGCUACAAAUCUAACUUGUUCAUUCAUUAAUUACAGAGAGACUUAUUAAAUUCGAAACAUGUUUACUUAUAAGAAUCCGGUCUUGGAGACCAACCACUAUCUUUUCACAUAAUCCAUGGCAGUUCACGAGACAGACUACUCAAUCCAUGGUGUUUGUAGAAGAGGUAUAUCUCGUGGUACUUCAGAUUGUAGGAUGGUAAAUAAUCUCACUGAGGUUAGAUCGUAUAAUUUUGUAGUAAUAAAAAGACAUUGCCUCGUCUAAUAAUGAAAAAUAUGAAAUCUCUUAAAGAUGAUUGCUAGGGUUGAAGCUAUCACGAGUUCACUUGAUCUGCGAACGAGAAACAAGAUUCGGUGAUCAAAGACCAGUAAGCUAGCUAUUGAUGCGUCCCAGCCCCGCUAACUAGAGGGAGAAGUCCAAGCUUGUAAUGGGGAAGUAUAUUCUGCAAACAGCCAGAAACGAGCUAUAACAACAAACACAAUUCAAAACGUAUAUAUACAGUACAAAACCGUCCUUGGGGAGAGUUACCAAAUAGCAUACUAAAAGACACGACGGACCAAUAGCAUUUAAGAUAUUUCCCAGUGUGUAAUACGACAUGAAAGUGAGAAGAGCGCCUUUGGCACGAAAACAAAGAAAUUCAAAUUUUCUGAAUAAAAUUACAAAAUUAUGUCCUUUCCCAAGUGAGUUCUAGGGAUCUAACGUUCCCAACAAUGGUGUAAUUACACUCUUCAAAAUAUGACCGAUAUCACAUAUUAAUCAUGACAAUUAAUUUUUGUGUAUUGCUAUGCACACGAACAAAAUAUUUUGAGGACGGGUACAUUUAUUUGUAAAAUGUCAAAUAAUAUAAAAGCAUACAGUACUUUUUUAGACAAAUAUUAAAAAUUAUUCAGUUUUUUUAUGUUGCCAAAAGUAUGGCAACUAAGGUUCAGUGUACGUUUGACCUUGAAACGGUGAAACGACGUUUGGCCGACGUUGAAAAGACUUUGAGAAUGUUCACCUAUUUAUUAGGGCUAAAUGAGGGUUAUAAACCAGUGUGAGGUUUCAUCACGAAUUGACACCAGCUAAAAUGAUAAAACACCAUUUAGCCAAAUAGAUGAAUGUAUCUCAUGCCAAAGUCCAGAACUCGUUAUCUUCUAUGUAAUUGGUUCAUCCAUAAAUUUUAGUCUCUGUCCUUCGAAACUAUCUAAGCAACUGAAAGAGAAAAUAAUGAUAAAC
Molecule: messenger RNA, 6477 nt
Organism: Schistosoma haematobium
Lineage: Eukaryota; Metazoa; Platyhelminthes; Trematoda; Strigeidida; Schistosomatidae
Product: Transposon Ty3-G Gag-Pol polyprotein
Exons: 1
Coding region: 2021-2767 (248 amino acids)
Source: RefSeq, a predicted model, not a curated record